AUGAUCUCAAGACUGUACCGAAUCAGCACAGUACGGUACUAUUCCUCUUAUACUGAUGUAAGAGUACGAUUUGCACCAUCUCCGACCGGUCGAAUGCACUUGGGCUCGUUACGGACAGCUUUAUACAAUUAUCUCUUUGCCAAAUCGAAAAAUGGCCAAUUCAUAGUGCGAAUCGAGGACACGGACCAGAAUCGACUGGUUGAUGGAGUUGCUGAAGAGGUGAGUGAGAAUAGAGUAUGAUAGACAGAGAAGUUUUAGUGGUUACCGGCGGUAAUGGGUUUUUAUAGAAUAUUGUAGUAGGUUUUGGUAAGCAAAAGAUUAUAUUGUAGUAGGUAGAAGUUUUUUUGAAGUUCAAUAUUAAAAAUGGAUUUCAAAGACCACAAAAAUGACUUCCACAUCAAUUUAAGCCAUCAUAACACUAUAAUAAUUUCAGUUCGAGCAAAUCCUCACCGAUUAUGACCUAAAAAUCGACGAAAGUCCUCAAAAAGGUGGUUCAUUUGGUCCAUAUCAGCAAUCCAAACGUCUAAACUACUAUCAUGAUGCAGUAAAACAAUUAAUAGACUCUGGUCAUGCCUAUAGAUGUUUUUGUACAGCACAAAGACUCGAGAUUCUGAAGAAAAAUGCGAUUCGAGAACGGACUUCACCUAAAUACGAUAAUCAUUGUAGACAUGUUAAUAAUGAUGAAAGCGAAGCCAGAAAAGAUGAACCACAUGUUGUGAGGUUUAAAUUCGACAAAGAGAAGAUUGACUUUGAUGUGAGUAAAAUUAUGUUGUUUUAGGUUAAUCGUAACGUUUAGUUUCUUUCGAAUCUUCGCCAUGGUAUAAUUACAAGAUUUUUUUUUGAAAAAAUUCACUUUAAAACCAAUAUAUCAGUCGAAACAUUUAAAAAACCUAGAAAAUUAUAAAAAAUACAUUUAGGACAUUGCCUACGGUCAUAUUCAUACCGAAGUCGACGAAGGAGACUUUAUUAUAAUGAAAUCCGACCACUUUCCCACCUACCAUUUGGCCAAUGUUGUCGAUGAUCAUCAUAUGCAAAUUUCACAUGUCAUACGUGGACAAGAAUGGCUGGCUAGUGUUCCCAAACAUGUCAAAUUAUAUCGGUAAGCUGGUUCGUUCAUUUUGGAAAAAUAUUUUGGUAAAUGAAGUUUUGAGAGUCGCGCCCGAAGUCCGCAGGCUGCAGAAGGAGGUCCGCUGAUGAUGAAGGGAAAAAUAGUAAAACACGUAGCUGUGUCGAAAUAUGGCUGUAAUUAACGAUAAAACUCAUCGAAUUAGGAUAUUAUUUUUGAAUUUUAAAGAAUGUUACGGUAACCAUCCGAUAACUGUCAUUUGCUUCACUUUCAGAGCCUUCCAAUGGCAACAACCGAAAUGGCUUCAUUUACCAUUGAUUAUGAGGAAUGCAAGAAGCAAACUGUCGAAACGUGAUGAAGAUGGCUUUGCUGAUUACUAUUAUCAUCAAAAGGGAUAUUUGAGGUCGGCGAUCCUGAACUUGUUGAUUCGAAAUGGCAGUGGAAUCAGGUACUUUGACGUGAAAAAGUUUUACGAAUUGGAAGAAAUGAUUGAACAGUUUGAUGAGAGCUUGUUGGGGACUAGGAGUUUGCAGGUAAGGCGCUGUUUUUUAUUGUACAAUCUACCCCUACCCUACCCUACCUUACCCUACCCUACCCUAACCUACCCUACGCUACCCUACCCUACCCUACCCUACCCUACCCUACCCUACCCUACCCUACCCUACCCUACCCUACCCUACCCUACUCUACCCUACUCUAUCCUACCCUAUUCUACCCUACCUUACCCUUCCCUACUUUACUCUACCCUACGUCGUCUUACUGUACCUUCUCUUGACCUACUGUACUCUACCUUGAUCUAUUGUACACUAACUUGCCCUGCUGUAUCGUCUGUUGCCUUACUAUACCCAAGCUUGACCUACUUUAUCCUGGCUUGCUCGACUGUACCUUACCUUACUCUACCCUACCUCACCUUAGUCUAUUGUACUCUACUUUUCAAAUUAUCAUAAAUCUUUAAAAAACCUAUUUCAGUUAGACACAGAAGCCUUGGACAGAUACGCGCGUCUUUCAAUUGCCAAAGCUUAUGAAGAGAAAACAUUGAAUGAUGAAAUACGAUUCUUUUUCAAUCGAAAACAAGUCAAAGUGAAUCUAGAGUUAUUGACAGAAGAAUACUUGAACAAGUCGACCGAGUUUUUGACCAAUAAUGAAGAAGCAUUCUCACACUUGGGGCAACUUAUUGUACCUGAGAAUAAGAAGGAAAAGGAUAUGUAAGUGAUUUUCUAUGGGUUACUUGGAAUUAGUCUGCACUAGACUUUACUGUAUCUUGUGGCCUAAUUUUACUUUUGACUUUACAGUAUUUUAGGCUCUAUCGGUAACUAUUACAUACUUUAGGCUUUACCAUACCGUAUGCCGUAUAGGCGCUAGGACAAAUGCGGUUUUUGGACAUUUGCGGAUCUGCGGUUUUUAGACACUUGCGGAUCUUCUGUUUUUGGACACUUGCGGAUUUUGGACAUUUGCGGAUUUUUUAAAGGGGUUUUUUUUAUUUUUUAUUUAAUUUAGUUGUAGUAUGGUACUAAAUGGUACUAAAUUUUAAAUUGGCACUGUCUUAAUAUUUCUUAAUGUUAAAUAGUACUAAAUUUUUAAUCGGUACUGUUUUUAUAUUUUUGGUACUAAAUAGUACUAAAAGCCCAAAAAGGUACUGUUAUGUUAAAACCGUACCAAUUGAAACUUUAGUACAAUUUAGUACCAUAAUACAACUAAAUUAACUAAAAAAUUUAAAAAAACCUUUAAAAAAUCCGCAAAUGUCCAAAAACCGAAGAUCCGCAAGUGUCUAAAAACCGCAGAUCCGCAAAUGUCCAAAAACCGCAUUUGUCCUAGCGCCGCCGUAUAGUACCCUACAAUUUAUUUUAUCAUAAAAUACUUUUUUCUUACUUUGUCUUACUUUAAGACAUCAUAACUUAACUAAUUCAGGUUCUCCUUUCUUUUCACAGUACCAAAUGGACCAAUCGAACUACCAAAGCAUAUAAAAUCAACGGAAAACGCCAUAAACUAUUUAAACUUGUUCAUCAACUACAUAGACGAAGUAAAAGGCUGGGAUUACGAAAAAAUCAAGGAGAUUUGUUCGAUAAACCAAAUUUCGCCAAAACAUUUUCUAAUGUUUAUUCGAAUCUCAACCAUCAACAAUGUGAAUGGACCACCGAUCUCGGAACUUUUUGAGUUUUAUGGAUCUGAAGAGAUCAGGAAACGACUGGAAAGACAAGUGAAAUGGUUGAAGGAGAAGGUGGAACUGACUGGUAAGACGAGUCAAUUGGAUAGUGGAGAUGUUGACCAAAGUUAUAAGGCUAAAAAGGAAGAAAGUUGCCAGGUAGAUGGUUGA
Molecule: messenger RNA, 3380 nt
Organism: Bursaphelenchus okinawaensis
Lineage: Eukaryota; Metazoa; Nematoda; Chromadorea; Rhabditida; Aphelenchoididae
Source: the annotation of a GenBank genome assembly